AUGGCACGCAACAACCCGGAGUCGGAGCAGACAUCGCGACCAACACCCGCCGCGCUGCGCGGUACCGGUGUGCGGCAGCGGGAGACACCGGGGCUCACCCGCCGGAUCGGAGAAGCUUAUGCACUCGUCGCGGACCUGCACAUGGAGAGCGAGACGCGCACCGCAGCUAUAUCCUGCAUGAUGCCCGUCCGAGGCUGA
Sparassis crispa is the source of this 198-nucleotide messenger RNA. RefSeq lists its product as hypothetical. The record is from RefSeq and is a predicted model, not a curated record. Bases 1 to 198 code for a protein of 65 amino acids. Lineage: Eukaryota; Fungi; Basidiomycota; Agaricomycetes; Polyporales; Sparassidaceae. The transcript has a single exon.